AUGUGUCUCUGUACGCGCAUGCGUACUUCCUGUUUUUGUUUUAUUACCAUAUUUUUGUCUUUUACACAUUAUCGUAGCUUCGUAUUUGAUACUUGCGAUCUUAUAAUCUCUUCUUUAUUUCGUUCUUUCAAUGCAUUUUAUUAUAUUCUUUUUUUUCUUUCUUUUCCCUCUUUCCUUCGUUUUACUUUCAGUUUUUUUUAUUGUAUUUCUGUUUCUUAUCGCAAUUUUUCCUCCUUAUUUCUUUCUUUCUUUCUUUCUUUCUUUCUCGAUUCCCUUUUCAUUUGUUUCUUUCUUUUCUUUUGCUCAAGACCCUCUUUUUCGUCUUACUUUCUUAUAUUUUUUCUUUUUGUCUUUCUUUUGAUCAUUAUUUCACUUUCUCUUCUUUUCUUUUAUGAUCUUCUUUAUUUCACUCUAUCAUUGCAUUCUCUGAAUAUCGUUUUUCGUUCUGUUGUCUUUUUCUCUUUUUUUAAGAUUUUUGUUGUUGUACAUCUUUUUUCUUUUUCUUUUUUUUUAAAGAAAACUAUUUUAUGUCUCUUCUAUUUUUCGCUGAGUUCUCUCCCCUAUCUUCACACGCAAUCUUUUUUUUCUUUUCAUUCAUUCUUUUUCUCUUCCUUCUUUCUUAACAUUUUUCUCUUCAUUCAUUCCACACAUUUUUUUUCCGUUUCAUUCAUUAUUCGUUCCUCUAGUUUAAGUUUUUUUUUUCUUUCUGUGUUUCAUUUAAUGUGCUCUUCCUUGUCAUCUCGGGUCUGUCAGAACUGGUCACAUUUCUUUUCAAGAAAAAGAGGAUCUGAAAGUCCCAGAACGAUGUCAAGCAUAUCAUUCUGA
This is a messenger RNA of Acanthosepion pharaonis, 825 nucleotides long. The record is from the annotation of a GenBank genome assembly. NCBI's taxonomy places the organism in Eukaryota, Metazoa, Mollusca, Cephalopoda, Sepiida, Sepiidae.